Chroicocephalus ridibundus (black-headed gull) is the source of this 3485-nucleotide messenger RNA. RefSeq names its product farnesyltransferase, CAAX box, alpha (gene FNTA). The transcript has 9 exons. The record is from RefSeq and is a predicted model, not a curated record. Gene Ontology annotation, cellular component: protein farnesyltransferase complex; CAAX-protein geranylgeranyltransferase complex; cytoplasm. Gene Ontology annotation, biological process: protein farnesylation; protein geranylgeranylation. Lineage: Eukaryota; Metazoa; Chordata; Aves; Charadriiformes; Laridae. Gene Ontology annotation, molecular function: protein farnesyltransferase activity; CAAX-protein geranylgeranyltransferase activity. The coding region runs from base 41 to 1117 and encodes 358 amino acids.
CUCUGUGCUUCCGCCGGGUCCCGGAAGCAGCUGUGGGGCGAUGGCAGAGAAGGGCAGGGGGGCGGUGGAGCUGGAGCCAGCGAAGGAAGGAUGCAGCGAGCUGGACAGCGGUUUCGGGGAGCUGCUGAAAGAGGAUGAGGUGGGGAAGGACCCCAGCUACGUGCUCUACAGGGACAGGAAGAAGUGGGCAGAUAUUAAACCCAUUAUCCAAAGCGAUGGACCGACCCCUGUCGUCCAGAUCAUCUACAGUGAAAAAUUUGAAGAUGUCUAUGACUACUUCCGGGCUGUUGUGCAGCAGGAUGAAAGAAGCGAAAGAGCUUUCAAGCUGACAGCAGAUGCCAUUGAGUUAAAUGCUGCAAACUACACAGUAUGGUAUUUCAGGAGAGUCCUCCUGCAGUCUUUGGGAAAGGAUCUCUAUGAGGAACUUCAGUAUAUUACAACUAUCAUUGAAGAUCAGCCAAAGAACUACCAAGUCUGGCAUCACAGACGGUUGUUGGUGGAGUGGCUGCAGGAUCCAUCCCAAGAGCUUGACUUUGUAGCUGACAUUCUUAAUCAAGAUGCCAAAAAUUACCAUGCAUGGCAACACAGACAAUGGGUUAUUCAGGAGUUCAAAUUAUGGGACAAUGAACUGGAAUAUGUAGACCAGCUUUUGAGGGAAGAUGUGAGAAACAACUCUGUUUGGAACCAACGAUACUUCGUAAUUUUCAACACCACCGGCUACGAUGAUCCAGCAGUCCUAGACAGAGAAGUCCAAUACACUCUUGAGACGAUCAUAGCAGUGCCACAUAAUGAGAGCGCUUGGAACUACUUAAAAGGGAUUCUACAGGAUCGUGGUCUUUCUAAGUAUCCAAAUCUGUUAGAGCAACUGUUGAAUUUACAGCCUAGCCACAGUUCACCCUAUCUGCUUGCCUUUCUUGUGGACUUAUAUGAAGAUAUGCUUGAAAACCAGUGUGAUAACAAGGAGGAAACACUAAACAAGACAUUGGAGCUUUGUGAAAUUCUGGCUAAAGAAAAAGACACCAUCCGAAAGGAAUACUGGAGAUACAUUGGAAGGUAUCUUAAGAACAAGCACAGCUCAGGCACUGAACACACCACGCUGACUGACAAGCAGCAGUAGCUGAACGCAUAGGAAGAAAACAGCGUUAACCUCUCAUGCUAUUCUAAAGCAGUACUAAGUAGGGUCAUCAACUAGUUUAAAAUCCAGUGUAGUAUUCAGCUGGCAAAGAGGUAUUGCAAUGAAAGAAGAGUGCAGUGCUGUAUAGUCUCAGGUUGUGCUGCUGACAAUAGCUGUAGGAGCAGUCAAAAAAUAAAUUAAGGCUUAAUUUCCUAAUAAUGAAUACAUAUACCUAUGUAUAGGUACAUAGGUAUAGCUAUAUCUACUCUUUAGCUACAUAGCCACAUAGAUACAUAUAUAUACCUACAUAGGUAUGUAGGUAAACUGUACCUACUAUUUAUAAAGUACUAAACCAAUUUCUGAUGCCCUGGCUUAUCCAUUCAUGGUUCCUAACACAGUCACAUCAGAUGCAGUAAUGACUGCAGGUAACUUAGGCUAGUGGAUAUGAAAUAACCUACUUGUGGUUAGCGCAAGCAGGAGCUGCAGUUGUUGCCUUAGUGGGAGCAGCUAUGCAACACUGACAGCACAAGCUAUGCAGCUAACACCAAGUGUCAUUUUAAAGCAUUUUUAUGAAAUAUUUUAGUUUCUUCUAGUCUUCAGAUGCACAUAGUCUACUCUUCUCAAAUGCUAAUAGAGAUAAAAAUAACAUCCCCCUUUUAGGGAUAUUAGAUUCUAUUGUGUUGAGGUGUCUUUUGCGCUGGUGUAUUCUCAUCCCAGAAACUUUCCAUACGCUUGAUGUAUUCAUUGGAGCCUUGAAUUCUUACCUGCACAGUCAGAAAAAAUGCUUUGAGGACCCUAGAUGAUCUUCUUAGUUUUUUCUUGGAGUUCUGUUCACAUGACUGAAAAUCUGAAUUAUUGGUUUUUUCUUCACCCCUUGUAACCAGACCAAACUGAAGUCAUAGGUCAGAAGAGAUUAUAACAAACUAGUUAUGUUAUAGACCUUCACUGAACUGGAAGGAAAGGAGUGGUUUUAUUGGGGACCUAUUCCCAUUAAAUGUCUUAACCUUGUUGCUCCUACAGGCUUUUCAUACCUUUUCCAUGCAUAUAUUCAGCCAAGAAGUAUUUUCCUCCCCUUUGUGAAAGAUAGAGAGUAUCUGCAGUGCAGAACUGCAAAGGAUGUGUAUACCUGCACAAGAAAACUGCUGCAUCUGCUCUGUUUUCGGUAAAUGACCGUUGUAAACUGUGUUCUUCACAUAGACUGCUUGGCUGAUCUGAAAUAUUUUUUUUGAGAAGAUCAUAAUGGGAACAAAUAAAUACUAGUAUUCAUAAUAGGAAGUCUUUCAGACACUAAACAUUAAGAGCUGCUGCUGUAAUUAAACGAUAGUGGAGAUUAUUUUAAAUGCUUGAAAUAUGUUAAUUCAAUGUGUUCUUUAAAUUUAAAACAACUCAUGGGGGGUGCAAUCACUAUGUGAAAGCUAUGUAAUUCGUUUUAAUAUUUUUACUGUUUUCUCCGCGGUAGAGAAAACAUUUUUAUAGUGACACACAAACAUUUAAAAUGGACAAGAACUUCAAACUUUUGGAGAUUUUUUUUUUUACCUGCUUUUUUCUUUUUACUUUACACAAGCAUAGUGAUACUCCAAAGAUAAUGCCACUCCUGAGCUAAGUUUACUAACGAAGGAAUAACCAGAUAUGUACUAUAACAGGAAAUAUCUCAUCUCAUGUAAAACAAAUGUGUGACCAAACAAAUCAUGCAAAUCCUAAGAAAAAACCAUUCUGGAGACUAGAGUCCAUUUAAAAAAAAAGUCGUUAUGUUUUAACAGAAAUGUUUUGGGUUUUUUUAAAUGUUUAUUUUACUAUUAUGUUUUAGCAGAAAUGUUCAUUUUCUUCUUUCAAAUGCUUAUGUUUACUAUUAUUUGGGUUGCAAGGAAGCUCUAAAGUCCUCUUCAAAAGGCAUCUCAGUUCUGUGGUAGUGAGCCAUACUCAGAAAUACCGAGCUGUGAGAGCUGGGAAAAUGACAGGCUGCCCAGCCAGGUUGCAACUGCAGCUACCAACCCUUUAAUUUUAAAAAUAUGCCUGAGACAGAAUCUUUCUUGCAGAAGUGGGAGCUUGAUGAAGUGUAUGCGUCAUAGAGAAAAGGGCCUUACAAUAGGAAGUGUUAAACGAUGUAUAGGAAUUGGUACUGACUACCAAAGUUCAGGGGAAGCACCAAGUUGAUUUGUUCUAAGGGUUCAUCUGUACAAGAAAACUUCCUGUUGUUACUGAUUGUGUGUAUUGAUGGGACUCCUGUGUACAAUUUUAUUGCUGAAGAGCUGUGCCUAAAUGGAAAACUGUAUCGGUACAAAUGUCCCUUGUAAAUCAAUGUAAUUGGAAUAUUCAGUGGAGUAUGGAGAAUUAUUAAAGCAUGUGAAAUAAUUUCCUAUGCCUGCUUUCA